Molecule: messenger RNA, 1602 nt
Organism: Cucumis melo (muskmelon)
Lineage: Eukaryota; Viridiplantae; Streptophyta; Magnoliopsida; Cucurbitales; Cucurbitaceae
Product: transcription factor MYBS3-like
Exons: 3
Coding region: 217-1305 (362 amino acids)
Biological process (GO): response to ethylene; response to gibberellin; response to auxin
Molecular function (GO): DNA binding; zinc ion binding
Source: RefSeq, a predicted model, not a curated record
GUUUAUUUAAUAUUUUCUCUUUAUUACCCACUUCUCUCUCAAUCUCUCAUCAUCAUAUAAAGUUAUAAACUUCACCAAAAUAUUUCAUUUCUUUUUGUGCUCUCUCUCUCUCUCUCUCUCUUUCUCUCUCUCUUUCUCUCAUUCUCUCCCAUUUAUAUAUUUCUUCCCUUUUCUUUUCUUUUUGGGUUUCAUAUUAUUUUUAAGAGUGUAAGAAAAAUGGUAAGAAAGUGCUCACAUUGUGGAAACAUAGGUCACAAUUCAAGGACUUGCUCAAACAUUAGAGGUUCAAUAAUAACACCUAAUUUGAAUGUUGGUAGUAACUGUGGUUUAAUUAGGCUUUUUGGAGUUCAUCUUGAUUCUUAUAAUUCUUCUUCUUCAACUUCUUCUUCAACUACUUCUUCUUCUUCAAAUGCUUCUUAUUCUUCAACUGCUUCUGCCUUUUCCAUUAAGAAAAGCUUUAGUACCGAUUGCUUGUCUUCGUCCUCGUCUUCUUCUUCUCGAAUUCAUAUCGAUAAUCAUCACCAUCAUCAUCAUCAUCUUGAACAUUAUUCUAAAUCUCCCAGUAAUGGCUAUCUCUCUGAUGGCCUUCUCAAUGGAGACCAGGAAAGGAAGAAAGGGGUUCCAUGGACAGAAGAAGAGCAUAGAAAAUUCCUAAUUGGGCUUGAAAAGCUUGGAAGAGGAGAUUGGAGAGGAAUUUCGAGGAACUACGUAACCACGAGAACUCCGACACAAGUCGCUAGUCAUGCUCAAAAGUAUUUUCUUAGACAAUCUACUCUCAACAAAAAGAAUAGACGCUCUAGUCUCUUUGAUAUGGUUGGGACAGCAUAUGAAACAACAACAACAGCAGCACUGUCUCAAUGUUUGAAGAUAUCAUCAAAUUCUCAAAAUGAUGAUGAUGAUGAUAAUAAUAAUAUUAUCAUUGAUCAUUACAACAAGAAGGAGGUGAUGAGUAACAUUACAACUACUUUUGCAAGUUCUUCCCAACAAUUACCUUACAAUAAUACUAAUACUAAUAAUAAUAAUAUGGAAGUAAUUAACAACAAAAACAAUAAUAAUCAUAAUCAAAUUUCUUCAUCUUCUUCUUCUUCACUUUGGGUUUAUGGUUUGAUUAAUUCACACCUUAAAUCACCUCCUAAUUUAUAUAAUAAUUAUUCCAACUCUACCCCUCCAAAAUAUCCUAUUAUUUCUUCUUCUUCUUCUUCAAAUGAUCAUCAACCUCAUCUUGAGCUCACUUUGGCUUCUCCAAUGGCUUCCAAUUUAGAAUUGGAACAAAACAAAAACCCACCAACUAUUAGUGUUACCUAAAUUGUUGUUAAUUAAAAUUAUAAAUUUCUAUAUAUUUUUCCCUCUCCCCUUUUUCCUUGGAAGAAAAAUAAAUAAAUAAAUAAAUAGACAAUAUCAUUAUUAUUGUUGUUGUUGUUGAUGUGAAUUAUAUUAAUUACAAGUUCUCUUUUUGUUUUUGUUAGAAAUUUUUAUGUUAUAUAUAAUUUGUCUUUAUGGAUGAUGGCUCAAUUCCUAGCUGCUACAAAAGUUUAUUUGUAAGAAUAAUAAUAAUAAUUGAUGUUAUGGGAUAUCAAUUACAAGUCACUUUUCUUUGUGAGA